CCAUUUUAUCACCACCAGAGACGGAUUGGAAGAAAAGAAGGCGAGCUUGAAAGGGCGCUUUCUCGCUCUCUCGUUUAAACAAACUUUAAAAACAAAAAAAACCCCAAAAAAUUCUCUCCAUUACUUUCUCUCAACUCUCAACUCUUUCACUCUCCACACUUCACUUCUCUUCAGGGCUAUUCUUUCUCACCCUUCAAAAAUUCUUUCAUCUAUGGCAGAAGUCAUGAACAUGCCUCACGACUCUGUUGACCGAUCCCCGAAGGCUUCAACCUCCGCCGCCGCCGCCGCCACCUCCGUCGUAACGGAGGACGAUGCAUCAGCACCGCCUCCGCCGCCUCCUCCUCCGUCUCUGCCUCAUCCGCCGUCUCGCGGUAGGAGGGAGAGAGACUCUAGGGAUAGGAGAGACGACAGGGACUUCGAUCGCCCUCCGAACCACCGCCGCGAUUACUACGACCGGAACAUGUCGCCGAGGGAUAGGGAGAGGGACUACAAGCGCCGCCGUAGCCCUAGCCCUAUUCCGCCCCCUUAUCGCGACCGCGACCGCCGCUACUCGCCUCAUCCUCCUCCUCGCCGCUCGCCUCCGCCAUUCAAGCGCUCUCGCCGGGGGAGCCCUCGUGGCGGUUAUGGUCCCGACGAUAGGUUUGGUCAUGAUUAUCUUGGUGGAUAUGAACGUGGGAUGGGAGGAAGACCUGGGUAUGCUGAUGAAAAAUCUCAUGGUCGGUUUAUGAAUCGAUCAACAGGCCCUCAUCAAAAUGGACCUUCUGACAUGGCAUCAAACCGUGGUGGUUUUCCAGAUUCAUCAAACGCAGGGAGCACACAAAGGGAGGGGUUGAUGUCAUAUAAGCAAUUCAUUCAGGAGCUUGAAGAUGAUAUCUUACCUGGUGAAGCUGAGCGUAGGUAUCAAGAAUAUAAAUCAGAGUACAUUUCUACUCAGAAACGAGCUUUCUUUGAGGCUCAUAAAGAUGAGGAAUGGUUGAAAGACAAGUAUCAUCCAACGAAUUUAAUUUCUGUCAUUGAAAGGAGGAAUGAACAAGCUCGACAGAUAGCUAAGGAUUUUUUCCUAGAUUUGCAGAGUGGAACACUUGACCUAAAUCCUGGUGUUAAUGCCUUGUCAUCAAACAAAUCAGGGCCUGCAGUUGAUCAAAAUUCUGAAGAUGAGGCAGAGGCUGGUGGUAAACGAAGAAGACAUGGUAGGGGACCUGUUAAAGAAAAUGAUUUUUCAGCUGCUCCAAAGGCCCACCCUGUCAGUUGCGAGCCUAGACGAAUACAUCUAGAUAUUGAACAAGCUCAGGCCCUUGUACGCAAGCUUGAUUCUGAAAAAGGUAUUGAAGACAAUAUCUUAUGCAGUGUUGAUCAUGACAAAACUGAUGGUGAUAAUAAGUCUCGUGGUGGAUCUGGUGGUCCAAUUAUAAUUAUACGAGGCUUAACAUCUGUUAAGGGUCUAGAGGGUGUCGAGCUUCUGGACACACUUAUCACGUAUCUUUGGCGGAUCCAUGGUCUAGAUUACUAUGGUGUGGUUGAAACUAAUGAAGCCAAGGGUUUUAGGCAUGUAAGGCCGGAAGGAAAGAAUUAUGAAGAAACUACUAAAUCUGGGGCAGACUGGGAAAAGAAACUUGACUCAUUUUGGCAAGAAAGGUUGAGGGGUCAGGAUUGCUUGGAAGUAAUGACUGCUAAGGAGAAGAUAGAUGCUGCAGCUGUUGAAGUUUUAGAUCCAUUCGUUAGGAAAAUAAGAGAUGAAAAGUAUGGAUGGAAGUAUGGCUGUGGAGCUAAGGGCUGCACAAAGCUUUUCCAUGCGUCUGAAUUUGUGCAUAAACAUCUGAAGCUUAAACACCCAGAGGUUGUAAUGGAACUGACUUCAAAAUUGCGUGAGGAUCUAUAUUUCCAAAACUACAUGAAUGAUCCAGAUGCACCAGGUGGAACACCAGUCAUGCAGCAACCUCAGAAGGACAAGCCACAAAGGCGGAGACCAGGUCUGGAAAAUCGAUUGAGAGAUGAUCGUGGCAACCGGAGGGAUCAGGAACGGAUUGACAGGGUUAAUGAUGGUGAAAGGUUUGAUAGGACAGAGAAUUCUCCUUCCCAUGAUCGACAAUCUAAACCUGGUUCCCACGAAGUGGGAAAUCGUGAUGAGUCAAUGUAUGAUGCAUUCAGCGCACAAGGAAUGAGUGCAGUUGCCCCCUUCCCCUCAGAUAUAGCUCCUCCACCAGUAUUAAUGCCUGUGCCUGGUGCUGGCCCUUUGGGACCCUUCGUUCCUGCUCCCCCAGAAGUUGCGAUGCAGAUGUUACGGGACCAGGGAGGGCCAUCCUCAUUUGAUGGCAGUGGUAGAAAGAUGCGGCCUGGUCCUGGUCCUCAUAUUGGAGGGCCAACUCAAAUUCUUGUUCCCCCAUCUUUUAGGCCUGAUCCUCGACGAAUGCGAAGUUAUCAAGAUUUGGAUGCUCCAGAGGAUGAAGUCACUGUGAUAGAUUAUCGGAGUUUGUAAAACCUCCCUAGAAUGGCUGUUCCCUCCCAAUGCACAAAUAGUUGGGCUUCUGCAUCAAAUCAAAAGUAAUUUAUUUUUCCUGACCUUGGCAUUAAGUGUGGGUUAGGUCUGAGCCGUAGUCUCCUAUUUGUACCAAAAGAUUAAAUGGCUAUUGUUAGAAUGGUCUUCUAUUUCGUUACAAUAAGUAAUGGCUUUUGUUUGUCUAGCAUAGCAGACAAUUUUCAGUACAGGAUUUUACCAGAUUUUAGGCCGUUUGAUUUCUUUGAACUUUUUAUGGGCCAUGGCAUCAGGUAAAUUAUGAAUAUUAUAGAUUACUUGAUAGUGUAUUGCACUAGCGGGAUUUGUUGUUGAUCAAUUCAAAUUCAAUUAAAUUUUGUGA
This is a messenger RNA of Quercus robur (English oak), 2855 nucleotides long. RefSeq names its product serrate RNA effector molecule-like. The transcript has 13 exons. Gene Ontology annotation, biological process: mRNA processing; primary miRNA processing. Bases 212 to 2476 code for a protein of 754 amino acids. The record is from RefSeq and is a predicted model, not a curated record. Gene Ontology annotation, cellular component: nuclear body. NCBI's taxonomy places the organism in Eukaryota, Viridiplantae, Streptophyta, Magnoliopsida, Fagales, Fagaceae.